Molecule: messenger RNA, 173 nt
Organism: Sphaeroforma arctica JP610
Lineage: Eukaryota; Ichthyosporea; Ichthyophonida
Exons: 1
Biological process (GO): protein phosphorylation
Molecular function (GO): ATP binding; protein kinase activity
Source: RefSeq, a predicted model, not a curated record
AUGGAGGCGUUAACCAUAGGCUUUUUAGAGGACUUCUAUGACUUAGGACACCUGUUGGGGAAAGGGGGGUUUGGAAAGGUUAUACUAGGAAUGGAUAAAGAAAGUGGCGAGGAAGUGGCGAUCAAGUUGAUCCCGCGGAACAAAUGUGACGACUCGGUUGUGUCCGAAUGCAA